This is a messenger RNA of Trichosurus vulpecula (common brushtail), 480 nucleotides long. RefSeq names its product SUZ domain-containing protein 1-like. Bases 1 to 480 code for a protein of 159 amino acids. The transcript has 2 exons. The record is from RefSeq and is a predicted model, not a curated record. Lineage: Eukaryota; Metazoa; Chordata; Mammalia; Diprotodontia; Phalangeridae.
AUGGCGGGGCCGGGGGACGCACAGGCCGUGGCGGCCGCAGCACAACGGGGCCAGCAGCGCCCGCACGUCUGCCCUCCCGCCAGCCCGCGCCGCAGCCUCCUGCAAAUCUACAUCAAAAGGAGCAAAAAAUCGAUGUCUCCUCCCAAAGUGCCCAUCGUUAUUCAGGACCAUAGCCUUCCCUCAGGACCCCCUCCUCAAAUACGGAUCCUCAAAAGGCCCACAAGCAACGGGGUUGUCAGUAGCCCCAACUCUACCAGCAGGCCAGCCCUCCCUGUGAAGUCCUUGGCCCAGCAAGAGGCAGAAUACGCUGAGGCCCGGAAGCGGAUCCUAGGUAGUGCCAGCUCUGAGGAAGAGCAAGAGAAGCCCAUCCUUGACAGGCUGACCAGGAUCUCCCAGCCCGAAGACACCAGACAGCCCAAUAAUGUGAUCAGGCAGCCCCUGGGUCCUGAUGGUUCACAAGGCUUCAAGCAGCGCAGUUAA